Molecule: messenger RNA, 840 nt
Organism: Triticum turgidum subsp. durum (durum wheat)
Lineage: Eukaryota; Viridiplantae; Streptophyta; Magnoliopsida; Poales; Poaceae
Source: the annotation of a GenBank genome assembly
AUGGCACGGCGUUUUCUAGCUGUGCUCGCCGUGGCCCUGGCGCUCUUGCAGGCCGCCUCGGCCAAGUCCUGGCUGGACAAGAGGUUCAACACGGACGGCACCGUCCGGACGGGGUACGACGCCUCGGGCCAGGAGGUGGUGAUGCUCAAUCUCAACCAGCAAUCCGGCGCCGCCGGCUUCAACUCCAAGGAGCAGUUUCUCUACGGUGAGUUCAGCAUCCAGAUGAAGCUCAUCCCGGGAAACUCCGCCGGCACCGUCUCCUGCUUCUACCUUUCUUCCGGUGAUGGCGACGGGCACGACGAGAUCGACAUGGAGUUCAUGGGCAACUCCAGCGGCCCUGGCCAUCCAGUGGUGCUCAACACCAACGUGUGGGUCAACGGCGACGGCAAGAAGGAGCACCAGUUCAACCUCUGGUUCGACCCCGCCGCCGACUUCCACACCUACACCAUCAUCUGGAACCCGGAGAACAUCCUCUUCAAGGUUGACAACCUCUUCAUCCGGUCCUUCAAGCGCUUCGCCGGCAUCCCCUACACUAGCUCCAAACCCAUGAGGCUGCACGCCACGCUCUGGGACGGCAGCUUCUGGGCGACCGAGAAGGGCAAGGUCCCCAUCGACUGGUCCAACGCGCCCUUCAACGUCUUGUACCGGAACUACUACGCCAACGCCUGCGUCAGCGGCGGCGCGUGCCAUGCCGGCAGCGACGGGUGGAUGAACAGGCAGCUCAACGGCGCCGAGUGGGGCACCGUGAAGUGGGCGGAGCGCAGUUACAUGAGCUACAACUACUGCGAGGAUGGGUACAGGUUCCCGCAGGGGUUCCCCGCCGAGUGCAGCCGCUACUGA